AUGGUUAUGGAGGAUCAGUCAAGUAAAUUGUUGACUAUCAACACACAUAAGGGACUUUUUCAGAUGCAUCGCCUUGCAUUUGGAGUAGCAUCCGCCCCAGCCAUAUGGCAACGUACUAUGGAACAAAUCCUCCAAGGAAUUCCGGGUGUGCAGUGCGUACUUGACGACAUGAUUGUGACAGGUCGUGAUGACAGAGAGCACCUUCACAACCUUGAGCGAGUACUCAAUGUUCUUGAUGACCGCGGAUUAAAACUCAACAAUUCAAAGUGUGAGUUCUUCAAGAAACGCGUUGUCUUCUGUGGGCAUGAGAUUGAUGCUGAGGGUCUACAUCAGGACAAAGUCAACGCAGUGAACAAUGCACCAAAGCCUACCAAUGUAAGCCAAAUGCGCUCAUUCCUUGGGCUCAUAAAUUACUACCAUCGUUUUCUACUGAAUUUGGCCACUAUACUGCACCCACUCAACAGACUGCUUGAGAAAAAUAAACCAUGGGUUUGGACUGCAGACUGUGAGAAUGCAUUCAACAAGGCCAAAACUCUGAUUACUUCUAAGGAAGUUUUGACACAUUACAACCCAGAUCUACAGGUGAAGUUAGCUUGUGAUGCCUCACCAUAUGGGUUGGGUGCCGUGAUGUCUCACGUUAUGCAAGAUGGAUCUGAGCGACCAAUCGCAUACGCAUCACGCACACUAUCUUCGGCAGAACGUAACUAUUCACAGAUUGAUAAGGAAGCCUUAGCACUGAUAUGGGGUGUUAAAAAAUUCCAUAACUAUCUUUAUGGAAGGAAAUUCACGCUGGUUACAGACCAUCAACCGCUCACAUCCAUAUUCAACCCUGCAAAGAGCAUUCCUGCGACUUCCGCAUCACGAUUGGUGAGAUACGCAAUAUUUCUUGGGAGUCAUGACUACGACAUCGAAUACAAAAAUACAACGACACAUUGUAAUGCCGAUGGACUGUCGAGAUUACCAUUGCCAGUGGUCACUAAUGAUUACAGUGACCCAGAUAAUCUUCUCUGUGUCUCACAACUCGAAAUUUUGCCAGUGACAUCUUCACAAGUAGCUCGAGAGACAGCAUAUGAUUUACCAGCCGCCCAGGCUCGUGAGUAUACCAUGAAAGGGUGGCCUCACACUCACGACUCUGUCCUCGCACCAUUUUAUACACGCAGAAAUGAACUCUCUGUACAUGAGGGAUGCCUUAUGUGGGGACUACGCGUCGUAAUUCCGUCCAAGCUACGCAAGAAAGUCCUUGACGAAUUACAUUCAGGGCACCUCGGUGUUGUGAAAAUGAAAACACUCACACGAGGCUAUGCUUGGUGGCCUGGGAUUGAUCAUGAUAUUGAACAAAUUGCCAAAGGAUGCUCUGGAUGCCAAAGAGUUCAGCGUAAUCCAACUUCAGCACCACUCCAUACAUGGGAAUGGCCAACAACCCCAUGGCAACGCAUCCAUAUUGAUUAUGCCGGACCGUUCCUUGGACAAAUGUACCUAGUGGUCGUGGAUGCACACUCAAAAUGGCCAGAGGUUGUGUGUACCAAAUCGUCGAACACAACUCAGACCAUUGAAAUUCUUCGUGACAUUUUCUCACGCAAUGGAGUUCCCGAACAGCUUGUUAGUGAUAAUGGGCCCCAGUUCACAUCUGAGGAAUUCCAAAUCUUUCUCAAGAGCAAUGGAAUCAAACACAUCCGAUCUGCUCCGUAUCAUCCAGCAACCAAUGGGCUGGCUGAGCGCUUUGUGCAAACUUUUAAACAAGCUCUCAAAUCAAUGGCGGGGGAGAAAGGAUCAGCGCAGCGAAACUUGCUAACUUUCUUCUUGCUUACAGAAGUGCACCUCACAGUACUACGGGACAAUCGCCUGCUAUGCUAUUCAUGA
Molecule: messenger RNA, 1860 nt
Organism: Asterias rubens (European starfish)
Lineage: Eukaryota; Metazoa; Echinodermata; Asteroidea; Forcipulatida; Asteriidae
Exons: 1
Coding region: 1-1860 (619 amino acids)
Biological process (GO): DNA integration
Molecular function (GO): nucleic acid binding
Source: RefSeq, a predicted model, not a curated record